Messenger RNA from Brassicogethes aeneus, 4545 nucleotides. The record is from the annotation of a GenBank genome assembly. NCBI's taxonomy places the organism in Eukaryota, Metazoa, Arthropoda, Insecta, Coleoptera, Nitidulidae.
AUAACGGUCCCAGAUUUCCACAGGGAAAGUUGUCCAUCCCGAAACCAAGCGGACCAACUAACGUUGACUCCGCUCAACUUGCAUGCGGGAACUCGAAUCCAAUAACGUUUUUCGUUGACCUUUUAUUUCACUAUUACGGGCACGGUGUCGCUAUCCGGCAGCAUCGGUGUAUGGUGUAAGAAAAAGUGGCCUCGGAUGAUUUCACACGAGCCUUUUGCUGUUGUUGGUUGUAUGUGGGGGUGAGUGUUGGCGUGAUGGGGCGGGGGCAAAGCUCGCCCAUGGAGCUCGGCUAGAGGCGUGCGCCCCUGCCCGGCUGUCCGGCCCCCCCUCUGCCGCCCACACCCAGGCCUACGCAUGGAGUCGGACCACCGGGAACACCGUUGCCAUAGGCCUAGAGCCUUUGACAAGAUGGAGGGGCUGAUGCGGGAGAUGCAAGACACGGAACAUGGGGGCGUUCCUGUCAGAAGCCAAAAAUUAUUCCUUACAUCCAUUCCGGCUGCUUUUAUGGGUUAUGAUCUUAUCGAAUGGCUUAUGGAGCGCCUCGAGAUUGAAGAAUCUGGUAAGAGUCAACUAGAGGCACUCAAUAUCGCCAAUCAACUUUGUCAGUAUGGUUAUUUUUUCCCUAUUAACGAUUCCAAAAAUUUAGUUGUUAAAGAUGACAGUUCCCUGUACAGAUUUCAGUCUCCUUACUACUGGCCUUGGCAAAAUAGACCACCUGAUAACAUUGAAUAUGCCAUUUACUUAGCCAAAAGAACAUUAAGAAACAAACAGAGACAUGGACUGGAAGAAUACGAACUGGAAGCUUUAAGUAACCUUAAGAAAAAUUUAGCAAACAAAUGGGAUUUCAUUACUAUGCAAGCAGAAGAACAAAUUAAGCUAUCGAAAGUUUUGAAAAAGGGCGAUAAAAUCGUGAGCGAUUCUCAGGAAAGAGCUUACUGGAGAGUUCACAGACCACCACCCGGAGUUGUUACCACUUUGGAGUCAUGUCCUGUUCCGACAAGGAGCUGGAAUGGCUCCAGGACCAGAAAAAGGACUAUUGAAGAUGGAAAAAGAGAGGUGGAGCUGCUAAAAAACAGUUUAUCUCGCACAAGAGUAAAAGUGUCUCAGGCAUUGGAGAGCAUGAUUCAGCACGUAGAAACUUAUAACGACUACGAUCCACUGACAAACUCUCAACUACCUUCGAAUCCCUGGGUAACCGAAGACACCACUUACUGGCAACUCAAUAGUCCCUUGGUUGACUGUCCAACUACAAUGCGAGUAAAAAGAUGGGGACUUUCAGUGGAAGAGUUGGUAUCUGACCCGACAGGUCUGCACGAAUUUACAAAUUACCUAAGAAAAGAAUAUAGUCACGAAAACAUCCGAUUUUGGAUGGCCGUCAAUGACUUACGACGAUCUGCUCAAUCCCAUAUCCAAUGGAAAGUUAGCAAAAUUUUUGAAGAAUUUUUGGCUCCUGGUGCUCCAUGUGAGAUAAAUAUAGACGGCAAGACGAUGGAAAAGGUGCACCAAGAAAUGAAAAACCCAAGCCGUUUUACGUUCGAUGCUGCCCAAGAACAUGUGUAUACUUUGCUGCUUAAAAAAGAUUGUUAUCCUAGGUUUAUUAGAUCCGAAUACUACAAGACCCUAUUGGCCAACGGGAACUAUCCUAUACAAAAGAAAAGAUUUUUUGGUUUCGGACAAACGAAGAAGAAGGCGUCGACCAGCACGGCGCCCAUCCAGAACCUGCUGCAACAGUCUGGCGGUGCGUCGGGCGGAAGCGUCACAUGCGGUGCUCUCUCCAAACGCAGGGGCAGCGACCGCUCCCUGAGUGGUUCGGCGCACGAGCUCGCCAUUAGCGGCGUCAAGGACUCCAAAGUUCCGCACUCGCACUCCCAGAGCAACCUCAGCGACAUACCUUACAGGGGAGAUUUGGUGAACAUAACCUCAAAUUCCGGUCCCUCGAUGGCUGUCGCAGUGCCCAGCCCAGUGAAAAAACCGAGCAUCGCCAUUGUUGCCGGCGCCUCCACCUCCGAGGACGUGUGUCCUUGGGAAUCAGGACCCCCCGCAACUGCGCAGGAACCGCGCAGCAGAAAAAACUCUGCGCAGUUAGACUCUGGAAGCUCGUCCUCAGAUAUCAGUGUUGCCGUUGCCGAUAUCACAGAUAGGGUACAAAGGACGAGCAUCUUGCAGCAACAGCACACGUUAGAUGGCGGCGGCUGUGGUAGAAACCUGUCCGCAAAGACUGCGGAGCCAGUGCGUCGCGCAUCGGUGUCGGUCCCCAUAACGCACCCUACUGCCGACAGCAGCGACGGCGCCAAGCGGAAAGUGUCCUCUUUCGAGGACAAAACAUCCACGACGUCGUCCACCUCGGUGUGCGCGUUACCCAGUGAAAAAUCGGACUGUUCUAUCACUAGUACUAAUACCAAUAAAACGUUAUCGAAAAGCCAAUCUCUGGCGAAAACUUUCGCAGUGGCCCCAAUUAUCAGUGUCAGUUCUGCGGCGGAUGACCUGCCGACGGAAACAGAAUGCACUGAUGACGACGACGACGGCAAAACUUCAGAGGAGACCGUCGUAGCGGCGGCGGAACCGCUGGCACCGUUAGCGGUUCCCGACAGCGAGUCUCCCGCCAGCGAAGUACCGCCGUCUGAAAUUUCCGAAGAAGUUCCGGAGGCGGCAGAAUCAACUACCACUUCAGCAGGUGAUGGUGAGGUCGAAGCCAAAAGCAACGAUGUGUGUCCUUGGGAAGACGAGGAAACAUGUAAAGUGGACACACCAUUCGUGAAGACCUACGCUACACUUGGAUAUCUGUAAUCAUCUUCCAGAAAAUGGCACUGCUGUCCAUAAUAAUUGCUUACAUAAUAAAUGCCUAAAACUAAGUUAAGUUGGAACAGUCGCAAACAUAAUAAAGCAAGUACAGAUAUAGUUUCAUCUUAUUGAAAGACCUGGUGAGGUUUUGGAAGAAGAGAGUUUUAGAACGGUACUAAUGUUUUGAAAAAAAACUAUUAGAAACCUUUCAAAGUAAAUACUAUCUACCAAAGUUGGUUCAGGAAUGAAGGUUUAGAAUGCAACCUCAUCAAGUCAAUCAAUAAUAUAAUUAUUAUGAUGAAUCCGGUAUAUUUAAACUAAACCAAUUGGCAAAACCUAUUGACUUAACUCACAUAAAACGAAAUACCAUUGGUGUUUAGUUGAAGAAAUAGGCUUUCUAUAUUAUAGAAAAUGUGAAAAAUACCAAUAAAUAUCCUUAGGCUAUAUUUCACGUUACAUAUAAAAGGUGCUUCGUUUUAUCAAAUAAGACCAAUAGAUUAAUCCUGUAACAAACAUUUAAACCAUACUUAUAUCUAGUUGCCUAUAACUACUGACAUUGCUGAUUUUUUUUAAUGUUACAAUGAUAUUAAAUCAAGAUAGCAUAGUUGUAGGAUAAAGAUCUUGGUGUUUUGAUGUGCUUUUAGAAUUACAUAAUCUACUGAAAAUCAGUAAUGUCAAUAAUUGUAACCAUUUUAACCCUUUACAACCCAUAUUUUAAGUUCUGAUAGCUCCGUUCGAGCGAUACAAUACAGGUGGUUUCGGAGUUGUCAAAUCAAAAACCAAAAUCUCUUCGGCCGUGUAUUUGAGUGUCGAAAGAGUGCUUUUUCGAUGCCGUCAAAGUCCCCACGGAUAGGAAUGUCUGUGAGCCCUUAAAUUCAAAUCUGUGGCUGUUGACUUUGUAGCGGCAAAUCACCCAGUCAGGUUUAAAGCACAGGUUUAUAUUUCCGCCCGAACGUCCAGAGUUAUAAUAUAGUGUUAAUGUUAGCAUAUGUGGUAGAUGUGAAAAUAUAAGAAGAUUACAAAAACGAUAAAAACUACAAAAAAAUCGUGUUUUAAAAAAUAAUGCUAAUCUCAAAUCACUUUCACGUUAAACUUAAGCACAUAUAUUAUCUUAUGUAGUUUUAGAAUGUGUUGUAGACUUAGAAUAUGUAGUGGACGUAAGGGUAACCCAUCGCUUAAGAUCUGACUGACAGGUUUAUUUUUAACCGCCGUUUAAAUGUUUGAUACACGAAUCAAAAGUUUUACAUCCUCCAAACAAGCACAAACAAGAGCAUUUAUAUUGUGUGAGUAAAUUUUGAAUAAUCAAAUUAUUAACCUAAAUAUUUGUAAGGGCCAUUUAAGCCUUAUUUUGGCCUAUAAGCAUAUUAUUGUUAAAUUAUUCGUAGAUUGACUGUUAAGCUUUGAAUGAAAUAAUAAAUGCCUGAUCAGACAUCAGCACGUACAUAAGGCUUGAGAAAACGGAUUAAUACUCAAUUAACACUAUGUUACUUAUUAAAGCUAUUUUUAUGAUAAUAAAUGUUUCGUCUUUUAGAGAUAAAAGUUGUGGUAAGCGUCUGAUAUUUCAAACAAAAAAAAUCGUAAUAACCAGACGCAGAUUGUUAGCAAUGUAUAUAGUUUUAUAAUAUUAGGUAAUAUACAUUAUUAUUAUUAUUACUAUAAAAUGUUACCACUUAAUGUUCUUAAAUAUAAAAUUUAUUUAAUAGAAUUGUUAAUAGAUAAUGUUAUUAUAAAAAUAUUGUAGUACAAUAAAUAAAAUAAUCCAGG